Panicum hallii is the source of this 2643-nucleotide messenger RNA. Its product is annotated as vacuolar-sorting receptor 1-like. NCBI's taxonomy places the organism in Eukaryota, Viridiplantae, Streptophyta, Magnoliopsida, Poales, Poaceae. The record is from RefSeq and is a predicted model, not a curated record. The transcript is spliced from 12 exons. Bases 267 to 2141 code for a protein of 624 amino acids. Gene Ontology annotation, molecular function: calcium ion binding.
CUUUCUCCUCCCCCAAACCAAACCCCCUGUGACACGAAAAAUCUCUCCCACUCCAACCCCUUCAUCCGAGUAGUGUAGAACUCGCUCCAACGCCCUCCCUGCGGCCGUCAAAGUCCAAUCUUUCCGCUCUACGCCACCGUUUUCGGGCCUUCUUUUCGCCCGCACAGCCGCAAGAUUGAUCUUAUCUUGCUUCAAUCGGACCUCAGAUAUCAAUCCAAUCCCCAGCUGUUUUUCGCCAAUUGCAAAGUGCGGCCGUGGAUCGGAGCAUGGGGUUCCGAUCCGCCGGCGCGAUGCUGCGGUUGCUGGUGUGGGCAGCGUUCCUGCUGGGCUGCUGCCACGGGAGGUUCGUGGUGGAGAAGAACAGCCUCAAGGUGACGGCGCCAGAUGACCUCAAGGGCACCUACGAGUGCGCCAUUGGCAACUUCGGGGUCCCCCAGUACGGCGGCACCAUGGUCGGCUUCGUCGCCUACCCCAAGGCCAACAAGAAGGCCUGCAAGAGCUUCGAGGAUUUCGACAUCUCCUACAAGGCCAAGCCGGGGGCGUUCCCCACUUUCCUACUCGUAGACAGGGGAGAUUGCUACUUCACAAAGAAGGCAUGGAAUGCACAGAAUGCAGGAGCAGCGGCAAUCCUUGUCGCUGACGACAAAGAUGAACCUCUGAUUACAAUGGACACCCCUGAGGAAAGUGGGAGGGCAGAUUAUUUAGAGAACAUCACUAUCCCUUCAGCACUAAUUACCAAGAGCUUUGGGGAUAGGCUCAAGAAGGCAAUCGAUAAUGGUGAUAUGGUCAAUGUGAAUUUGGAUUGGAGGGAGGCUCUGCCCCACCCUGAUGAGCGUGUUGAGUAUGAAUUUUGGACCAACAGUAAUGAUGAAUGUGGCCCAAAAUGCGACAGCCAGAUUGAUUUUGUCAAGAGCUUCAAAGGGGCAGCACAAGUACUUGAGAAGAAAGGCUACACACAGUUCACUCCUCAUUAUAUAACCUGGUAUUGCCCAGAGGCCUUCAUUCUGAGCAAGCAGUGCAAGUCCCAGUGCAUCAAUCAUGGUAGAUACUGUGCACCUGACCCGGAACAGGAUUUUAGCAAAGGAUAUGAUGGGAAAGAUGUGGUGGUCCAGAAUUUGCGCCAAGUUUGUGUGUUUAAAGUUGCUAAGGAGCACAAGAAGCCUUGGUUAUGGUGGGACUACGUUACUGAUUUUGCGAUUCGGUGCCCAAUGAAGGAAAAGAAGUACACGAAGGAGUGUGCUGAUGGAGUUAUCAAGUCACUUGGCCUUGAUCAUAAAGCAAUAGAUAAAUGUAUUGGUGAUCCAGAUGCUGAUGAAGAAAACCCUGUUCUGAAAGCCGAACAAGAUGCGCAGAUUGGCAAGGGCUCUCGUGGUGAUGUUACCAUCUUACCAACUCUUGUGAUCAACAAUAGACAAUACAGAGGGAAGCUUGACAAAGGAGCAGUUCUUAAAGCACUUUGUGCUGGUUUUCGGGAAACUACUGAGCCAGCUGUUUGCUUGAGUGAAGAUAUACAAACAAAUGAGUGCUUAGAGAACAAUGGUGGCUGCUGGCAAGAUAAGGCUGCUAACAUCACUGCAUGCAAGGAUACUUUCCGUGGAAGAGUUUGUGAGUGUCCAGUUGCGAAAGGAGUAAAAUUCGUUGGUGAUGGCUAUACUCAUUGUGAAGCUUCCGGUUCUGGGCGAUGUGAAAUUAAUAAUGGUGGGUGUUGGAAAGACACCCGGGAUGGGCGGACAUACUCUGCCUGCACUAAUGAUGGCUGUAAAUGCCCGGAUGGGUUCAAGGGUGAUGGUAAACACAAAUGUGAAGAUAUUGAUGAAUGCAAGGAAAGGACGGCAUGUCAGUGCAAAGAAUGCAAAUGCAAGAACACAUGGGGAAGCUAUGAGUGCGGCUGCAGUGGGGGAUUGCUUUACAUGAAGGAGCAUGAUACAUGCAUAAGUAAAAAUGGAGCAACAGAAACAGGCUGGGGCUUCUUGUGGGUUAUCUUCUUUGGCCUAGUGGCGGCAGGAGUUGCAGGAUAUGCAGUGUACAAGUACAGGAUUCGGAGGUAUAUGGACUCAGAGAUCCGUGCCAUCAUGGCUCAAUACAUGCCCCUGGACAACCAAGGAGAUGUUCAAUCUCAUUCUCAUCAUAUAGAGAUGUGAGGAGGAUGAAAAUUUUAUGAGAGGAAACAAAGACGUGAUCCAGCUUAUAUCCACUCAAGUUUGAUGUGCAUAACCAUAAACAGUCUUAUGUCUAGCACGGAAAUCGAGAUCCUCCUGUAAAUUUCUUGACGGUUUAUAUCCAGGAUUCAUGGGUUAGCUUAGGCUGUAGGCAUGUGUUUUGUUUAGUAAUAAUUGCCAUCUCUUGUUUCAGUAAAGGAGAUGGCAGACAGGAAUUACUUGUGUUUAGUCAUGUUUGUGGUCACUGGUCAGUGGUAGAAGGGUACGAGUGCCAACAAACAGAAAACUGCGCCUGGCGUCCAGUGAAUGAGAAAUUGUGUGUAUUUGUAGGGGCGGGGGCUGGACCCUUAUGUGCGUGAACUUGAGACUGGUGUCUUACAGAAAGACUCAUUGCUCCCUGUAAAACAUAUGUUUGAGCGAAAUCAGUAACUGAGAAAGUUAGCUUGGACUGGUUGACUGAAUUCUAAAGCGUUCUGGGAUGGCA